AUGUUCCGAUCAAGUUCCGACCUUCCGGCGAAAUCAAUGUCGACCCAGGUCAGACCGGAGGACAAAUUCUCCGGCAGGCUAAUUUCCAAGGAAACAUCGUCGACGCCGGCGCCGAAUUCCUCCUUCCGAGUGUACUACGGUGGAGUCUCCGGCACCGUCCCUUUUACAUGGGAAUCUUGUCCGGGAACUCCAAAACAUCCUUUAUCACAUUCAACAUCUCUUCCUCCUUUAACUCCUCCCCCUUCAUACUACUCCUACAACUCCGAUUCCACCCACCGCCGCCGUCGUUGUUCAAGAUCCAAUCUUUUCCGCAAUUUCUGGUCAAAUUUCAACCAAAGAACAUCAUCCCGCCGUAUUCCUCCAUCUCCAUCGCUAUCAUCUUCAUCAUGGUCAUCCUGUUCUUCCACAAGAUCUUCAUCGUCCUCUGUUCAUAGCAUGCCUUCCAGUUUGAGAGGGAAAAACCAGAUGCGGAAUUGGGAAUUCUUUGACCAUAAUCGAAACAAAUCAAUUAAUGAUGAUGAUGAUAGUGGCGGUUGGCGUACGCCGUGUUUUGGUUUUGGAAAACAGAUUAAUGGUGGGUCGAUUCGAGAUGUUUAUGCGGUUGGAGUGGCUAAGAAGGCUUUGCAGGUGUUAUUGGGUCGUGGAUCUGGUCAUUGA
Impatiens glandulifera is the source of this 657-nucleotide messenger RNA. RefSeq lists its product as uncharacterized. Bases 1 to 657 code for a protein of 218 amino acids. The transcript has a single exon. The record is from RefSeq and is a predicted model, not a curated record. NCBI's taxonomy places the organism in Eukaryota, Viridiplantae, Streptophyta, Magnoliopsida, Ericales, Balsaminaceae.